AAGCGAUGUUUAAAUAUGGUUGCUCAACUGACUAAUGCUGAGGCCAGUACCUUUUACGUAGUUAAUUCUGAAACUAGUACUUCAUAUACGGUUAAUGCAAAAGUCAGUAUCUCUUAUACGAUUAUGAUUGAUCAAGUAGCAAAUAUUGAAAGUAGCACUUUCUACACGUUUACUGCUGAAGCCAUUACCUCUGGUACAGUAAAUGCUGAAUUCAGUACCUCCUACGUGGUUAAUGUUCAACCUAAUAGCUCAUAUACGAUUGAUACUGAGACUAAUGCUCUCUGCAAAAAUGCAGUUUACGAUGAAGCAACUACUGAGGAGUUUGGAGGAAAAUAUGUACCUAAAAAGAGUAUCAAUAUUAAUACUCACCGCAACCGACAAUCAAAACGUAAAGGAUGUGAAUGGCAUAUCAAUCUAAGUUUGCCUAAAAAAUCCAAUCACAUUAUAGUUACAACAUUUGUAAAUACCCACAACCAUGAACUUGAUCCUAAAAAGUGUAAAUACAAUACUAAGUUCAGGUCAAUUGGAGAUGAAGCAUUGAACGACAUUGAGUUUUAUACAAAAAAUAGAAAUCUUUUGAUUACCAUACAGCGUCAAUUACUAAGAGCAAAGUACACUAAUACAACUUUCUUAGAUAUGGAUCUCACUAACGCUAUUCAAUAUUAUAAAGUUAAGUCUAAAUAUCUUAAAAAUAAUGCCUCACAGCUUUUAUUAUAUCUUACUGAGAAGUGUUCAGAAGAGUCAGUUGCACAAGCAUUGGUUUCUGAUAAAACUGUUGACUCAUAUCUAUGGAUUCUCCAGUGCACUAUGAAAGCUACAGGUAUUGAGCCUAUGGUCUUUGUGAUGGAUGCAGAUCUAGCGAUGGACAGUGCGUUAAAACAAACUCUUUACCCUAGUCAUUACUCAUGGGCUUGUGCCUUCACAUCCAAAGUUUUCACGGCAGGAAUUCAAACUACAUCACGCGUUGAAGGGUAUAACAACAUUAUCAAAAGAGUAUUAUGUGAUUUGGUGAAGACUUUGGAUUCACAAUUAGAAAAAGAGGCUGAGUGGAACCGUUUUUUUGAGUAUCAGACUCUGUCAUCAUGUGUUGGGAUUGUAUCUGUUAGUAGUGAAAUAUUGCUUGCUGUUGACCAUAUACUCUUAGAAUACUUGAUCCCACAAAUUCUUUCUAUUGAGCAUAUUGAAAUGGCACAGUAUUUAUACUUUGAUGCGACAUUAGUUGACUUAACAGUAAUUGGAUUGGAUGAUGAGAAUGAGAAUAUAAAUGCUAGUGAAGCUCAGCAAGGUCAAAAAAUACCUUUGAUUCCUCAACCUUUUACAGUUUCCCGUUCAAUAGCAAUAAGCAACUGA
Racocetra persica is the source of this 1350-nucleotide messenger RNA. The record is from the annotation of a GenBank genome assembly. NCBI's taxonomy places the organism in Eukaryota, Fungi, Glomeromycota, Glomeromycetes, Diversisporales, Gigasporaceae.